GAGGGUAGGAGACGAGUGCGGUGAAGCCAAGGGCUAAUGAGGAGGAGAACAAGAGAGGAAGUCAGUCUUUAGCUUACAAUUUGAGCUCCAAUAAUGGCGGGGGCAUAAACCAAGUUGAGGCUCAAAUGGGUGAAGAACAAGAGCCCAGACCAUAUCAUCGAUACUGAGACCAAUCUUAACGCAGCUUUCCUUCUCAAGAAUGCUUCAAGCGCUCACCUAUCGACUUCCUCACCGCAAAGUCUUCUGCCGAUUGGCCAAAAACUUCUAGGCUUCACAGUAGCUAUUCUUGGCUUUCUCCGCAGGUACUAAGCUCUAUUUCACUAAUUUGCGAAUCCUUUUUGUGUGGUUCUUGCUUUGUCUUUGGAUAGGAAAUUGCAUGAAAUAUAGUGAAUUUGAGAGUUUCCUAAUGUAGGAUUUUUCUCUUCCUUUUCUAUGAUUAUUACUUGCUGGUAUGCUUCGUUUAGUUCGUGGGAUUUAUAUUGCAGAGGGAAUUUUUGUCCACUCCACCCCAUCAGAGAUAUUAUUGCAUUUCUUGGAUGUUUCUCCUAAUUUUUUGGGUUAGCACCUGUUACUUGUUUUAAAGGAAUGCUGCCCCAUGACAAAGAAAUUUUCCACAGCUGACUAUCUGGCAGUGGAGUCCUUAUUGGAAGUCUUGGAUGAGGAUAGCUUGAGGAAAGACACAGCUCUUGCUUCUCCAAAGUGGUCCUUGGAUCAUAUAGCUCUUUUAUCUGAGCUUCGCUGCAUACCUAGGCUUAGACGCUGACAUUCUAGGUAUGCUUUUUACUGAGUCAAUGCACUCUAUUUUAUCAAAAGCUAUAGGAUAAGAAUUUUCUGUAUGUGUUUUAAGGUAGAAUGUCAUGGCUAUUUUCAAGCUGACCAACCAUUAGUUGUGGUUGUCAAAUGCCUGGAGGUUCAAAUUUCACCUCCUUGGCUUCAGUAGAAGAUAAAUGUUCUGGUCUCUCUAGUCAUUAAUGCAUCUGGUUAUGGGCUUCAGAUCUGGAGAUGCCCUAGAAAGUGGGGAAGGAGAAGCUGAUGAUACAGAUACAUUAUUGUAAGAAGAGUAGGUGAUCCACCCUGUGUUCGUACUCAAAAGGAUUGAUGAUAGGAUCCUUGCAAUGAUUUGCUUUGUAUUAUGGCGCCUUUGUUUCAUAGGAAAAUCAUGGUCAUGCCCUUUUUCAAUUCCUUUCCCCCUUGUCAUUUCUGUCGAGUGGCCCAGUAUAAUUAGUUAUUGUCUUGUACUUUACUUCUCUAUGCAAAGUAUAUGGAUGGCGGCAUUGCGAUUGUUUGCAUGCCCCCUUCUUCCAUCUUUGGCCCUAUGUUUCUCCCUCCUUUUUCUUCAUUGAGGAAUAAAAAUCGAAGUUCUUA
Messenger RNA from Rubroshorea leprosula, 1365 nucleotides. The record is from the annotation of a GenBank genome assembly. NCBI's taxonomy places the organism in Eukaryota, Viridiplantae, Streptophyta, Magnoliopsida, Malvales, Dipterocarpaceae.